Molecule: messenger RNA, 2148 nt
Organism: Neogale vison (American mink)
Lineage: Eukaryota; Metazoa; Chordata; Mammalia; Carnivora; Mustelidae
Gene: A4GALT
Product: alpha 1,4-galactosyltransferase (P blood group)
Exons: 2
Coding region: 68-1381 (437 amino acids)
Biological process (GO): protein O-linked glycosylation
Molecular function (GO): acetylglucosaminyltransferase activity
Source: RefSeq, a predicted model, not a curated record
GGGUUGGCUUCUCAGGAGCAGGGUGAAGUCAUUCCCAUUGGCGAUUGAAAAUCUCUGACCUCUGCGAAUGCGCCUAUCUACAGAUAAAUUCACACUGUUACACGGAGAAAGGUUAAGCAUUUGUGUAAUUUUGAGAGGUGUUGUUUACUUGUCCUUGGCCACUGGAGUUCGUACCAUCUGGCAAGCCUACGAGCCUUGGGCGAGGCGCCUGUCCCCUCACAGCCUGGCCAGAAGAAUGUGUGGUCCAAGUUUUGGAUUUUGCCCAUCUGACAGACCAGCCGGUUCCUGCCGCGGGCGCUCGGCGUCAUCCGGGGAGAACAUGCCCGGGCCCCCUAAGUGCCGGCUGCGGCUGCUUCGGGGCGCCCCGAGACAGCGGCUCUGCACCCUGUUCAUCAUCAGCUUCAAGUUCACGUUUUUCGUCUCCAUCAUGAUCUACUGGCACAUCGUGGGAGAGCCCAGAGGCCAGAGAGAGUUCUCUCACUUGCCUGCCGAGGUCCCCUGCCCCCAACUGGUGCCCCCUACGCUGCUGUCCAGCACCCCGCCCCCGGGCAACAUCUUCUUCCUGGAGACCUCAGACCGGACCAACCCCAACUUCCUGUUCAUGUGCUCGGUGGAGUCGGCCGCCAGGGCCCACCCCGAGUCCCGGGUGGUGGUCUUGAUGAAGGGGCUGCCCGGCGGGAACGCCUCCCUGCCCCGGCACCUGGGCCUCUCGCUCCUGGGCUGCUUCCCCAACGUGCACCUGCUGCCGCUGGACCUGGAGGAGCUGUUCCGGGACACGCCCCUGGCGGCCUGGUACGCGGCCCGGCGGCACCGCUGGGAGCCGUACGUGCUGCCCGUGCUCUCCGACGCCUCCCGCAUCGCGCUCAUGUGGAAGUUCGGCGGCAUCUACCUGGACACGGACUUCAUCGUCCUCAGGAACCUGCAGAAUCUGACCAACACGCUGGGCACUCAGUCCCGCUACGUCCUCAACGGUGCCUUCCUGGCCUUCGAUCGCCACCACGAGUUCAUGGCUCUGUGCAUGCGUGACUUCGUGGCCCACUACAACGGCUGGAUCUGGGGCCACCAGGGCCCGCAGCUGCUCACGCGGGUGUUCAAGAAGUGGUGCUCCAUCCGUAGCCUGGACGACAGCCACGCCUGCCGCGGCGUCACCGCCCUGCCCAGCGAGGCCUUUUACCCCAUCCCCUGGCAGGACUGGAGGAGGUACUUCCAGGAGGUCAGCCCCGAGGAGCUGCAGCGGCUGCUCAAGGUCACGUACGCCGUCCACGUGUGGAACAAGAAGAGCCAGGGCACGCGCUUGGAGGCCACGUCCCGGGCGCUGCUGGCCCAGCUGCAAGCCCGCUACUGCCCCACGACGCAUGAGGCCAUGAAGAUGUACUCGUGAGGGGCCUGCUGGGGGCACCCUCCUCACACCACGGGGGGUCCUGAUGGAGGAGGACUCCUGGCCACCUUUCCUGGGCAGGGGGCGGAUGGGAGGGCCCGGGACAGGGAGGCCUGAGUGGCCACAGCCUAGGAUUCGGGGCAGGCCCAGGGGAGGGUGGGCAGCUGUCUGCCCCAGAGGUGUGCUUGGAGGACCCACUGCAGGCCCCCAGGUCCGCUCCCUCCCGGGCGAGGCCGGUGGGACACCCCGCCCAGCCUGUGUGCUUUCUCAGGGUGCAGGCAACGAGUAGGGGUUGGGGAGGGCCCCAGCCCAGAAUCCGCUGUCGUGCACGUCUGGGUCUUCUGGACAGCACACCAGAGCUGUGUGCACUAAAGCAGCUUCUGGGCAUCUCGGGGCAGCCAGCCCAGUGGGGGCCAAGGUGCCCACAAUGAGAGAGCAUGGAUGGAAAAACCCCAGAACAGGGGUAGGAAGGAGAGGGGAUGGGGGAGACAGCAGGGGUGCAUACCCGGCCUCAUGAGUCCCGGUUGGGGGUUGGGGCUGGCAGGGGCAUUGCUCUUUCCUGCCUUUGGUUUCUUUGUCAGAGGCGCUGAGCAGCUGAGCUGCUGAGCUGGCCUGGGGAGCCCUGCCUGCUCACCCCAUUCUCUUUCCAGAGAUCUUGCAAGGGUGAUGUGCACCUGCUGGCUACUCCAGGGCAUGGGGGCGGGUUUUAAGAAAACCAACCCCCAUCCUGCCUACAAUAAACACAGGAUAAUAAACAUAAUAUAAGCGGC